AUGCCACCUCUAGACUCUGUACGAUGCAGCGGGGGUGUUGCACUCUAUAUUAGAAAUACAAUAGUAAAUGGCGUGUCGAUCGUGAGAAAUCAUUUUGACAGUAUUAUAUGGCUAAAAUUGGAUUACUCGUUCUUUCAGUUGGACAGUGACAUUUUUGUUUCUGGUAUUUAUUUAUGGCCAGAAAAUUCUCCCAUGUAUAAUUUAUUAGAUGUCGACUUUUUCACAUUAUUGCAAACUGAUAUUAAUGAUUUUCACUCACAGGGCAAAGUGUUUAUUAUUGGUGACUGGAACUCACGCACGGGCGCUCGUGCAGAUUAUAUUGUAUGUGAUCGUAACAUUGAUUUUAUUGACGAUGACAACUAUUUACCUGAUAUUCCCUUGUCACGUGACUCAGUUGAUAACGUUUGUAAUAUGUUUGGUUUAAAAUUAAUUGAGCUAUGUAAAUCUACGUGCUUGCGGAUUGCUAACGGUCGAUUAUAUAAUAGUAAUGAUUUUACAUUUACUUGUCAUACAGGUUCAAGUGUUAUUGACUAUUUGUUAUUGUAUAAUAGUGACAUGUAUUGUGUUAACGAUUUUACAGUCCACCCUUUUUGUGAAUGGUCAGAUCAUGCCAAGUUAUCAUUUAACAUUUUAUGUAAAACAGCAAUUGAUGUAAUUGACGAUGUGCAUAUUAAGAGAACCCAUGUUAAGUGGAACCCUGAUCUAACGGAAAAUUUCCGUAGAGGUAUUAUAGGAAAACUGCCGGACUUUAAUCGGGUUGUCAAUGAUAUUGACAAUAAUAAUCCUAGUACAAUAGACGCUAGCAUUGUCAAUUUUACGUCAAUUAUGCGAGAAAUCGCUGAUCCAUUAUUUAGUAAAACUAUAAAUCGUGUACAAUAUCCCUACAGUUAUAGUGACCAUAACCCACUUUGUAAACAAGCAGACUGGUUUGACCAGGACUGCCGCAAUGCGCGCAAUGCUUAUAUAAACGCAUUAAACAAUUUUUAUCGGGUAAAAUGUGUAGAAACACGUCAUGAUAUGUGUACGAAAAAAACAAUUUAUAAACGACUUAUUCGAAAGAAAAAGCGUGCGUUCGAAGCAGCGAAAUGUCGUCAAAUUGUAAAUUUACGUUCUUCUAAGCCCAAAGACUUCUGGCGCCUGUUUAACAAAAAGAAAAAUAAUCCUGCGCGUUCUAUCGAUUUGGAUGAUUUUUUUAACUAUUUUUCGUCUUUGCAGGAAGAUCUUGUAUCUGAGAAUGAUCUAGAAUCUGAUACAUUCUGUAAUGAUCACGAUUUUAACGAUACGUCUUGUACUUUCGCUGAACUGGAUUGUCCUAUUACAGUUGCUGAAGUUGAGUAUGCAAUUCGUGGGUUAAAAACUAACAAAUCGUGUGCGGGUGACAACUUAAUAAAUGAGUAUUUUAUACAAACUGUUGAUAUUUUGAAGUGUUAUCUGGUCGAUAUUUUUAAUGCAAUAUUAAAUACUGGUCACUUCCCUGCACAGUGGACAAAGGGUAUUUUAGUACCGUUAUUUAAGAAAAAUGAUCCUUCUGACGUAAACAAUUACAGAGGAAUCACUCUAGUAAGCUGUUUUUCUAAAAUCUUUACGAGCGUAGUUAACAAGCGUUUAAGCGUAUGGAUAAAUGAUAAUAACAUAGUCAGUGAUGCGCAGUUCGGUUUUAUGUCUGGAAGAUCAACUGUAGACGCAAUUUUUAUAUUGAAUGCUGUUGUAAAUAAAGUUUUGAAUGAUAAAGGUAGAUUAUAUUGUGGUUUUAUCGAUUUAAAGAAGGCUUUUGAUAGUGUUAAUCAUAGUAAUCUGUGGUAUAAACUAUAUAAACUAGGAAUCAAUGGCAAAUUACUUAGGAUAAUCAAAAAUAUGUAUGCCUCUGUUAAAACAUGUAUCAAGGGAUGUAACUCUUUCUCUGAUUAUUUUGAAUGCGUGGUCGGUCUAAAGCAAGGCGAGGUUCUCUCCCCUGUUUUAUUUUCUCUUUUUUUAGAAGAUCUUGAACUUUUUCUGAAUGAUGACCCGUCGUGUGGUUUAAAUAUUGAUGAAAUCCUGUUAGUCAUUAUGUUGUUUGCUGAUGACAUGGUGCUUUUUGGUAAUACUCCCGUUGAUCUUCAAUGCAAGCUUGACUUGUUAAAAUUAUAUUGUGAUCGCUGGGGUCUUAUUGUCAAUACUGAAAAAACUAAGGUUGUGGUUUUCCGUAAGCGAGGUAAUAUAAGACCUGACGAGCACUGGCAUUACGCGAACUCCUCUCUUGAAGUUGUCGAUAAUUUUAAUUACCUUGGCACUGUGUUUUCUUACAACGGCUCUUUUAAAGUAAACCAAGAUACACUUAUUGGUAAAGGCUUAAAGGCUUUAAAUAUUAGUGGCCGCUGGGAAAGACUGUAUCCUGCAGUUGGUGCAAAAGAUGGAACAUCACACAAAUUAGUUCGACCAAUGGAUAAGCCACAGAACAAUUCUAUUCUGGAUACUGUCACUUCCACGCUAUGA
Molecule: messenger RNA, 2472 nt
Organism: Ruditapes philippinarum (Manila clam)
Lineage: Eukaryota; Metazoa; Mollusca; Bivalvia; Venerida; Veneridae
Exons: 2
Coding region: 1-2472 (823 amino acids)
Source: RefSeq, a predicted model, not a curated record